This is a messenger RNA of Triticum dicoccoides, 567 nucleotides long. RefSeq names its product protein PLASTID TRANSCRIPTIONALLY ACTIVE 14-like. The transcript is spliced from 6 exons. Gene Ontology annotation, cellular component: chloroplast thylakoid; plastid-encoded plastid RNA polymerase complex. Gene Ontology annotation, biological process: thylakoid membrane organization; chloroplast organization; plastid transcription. NCBI's taxonomy places the organism in Eukaryota, Viridiplantae, Streptophyta, Magnoliopsida, Poales, Poaceae. The record is from RefSeq and is a predicted model, not a curated record. The coding region runs from base 1 to 567 and encodes 188 amino acids. Gene Ontology annotation, molecular function: protein-lysine N-methyltransferase activity; protein binding.
AUGGAGAUUCCAUUGGAGCUCAUGCUGAGUAUAACUGGAAAACAUCCUUGGAUGUUCUUUCCUGGCAUUAUCGCACUAGGGCAUCCUAUAUUCGAGAUUAUCGAGUCAACAAAUCCCGAGAGAGAUUGGGAUUUAAGAUUAGCCUACCUUCUUCUCUAUUCAUUUGAUGUAGCAAACAACUUCUGGCAGUUAUAUGGUGAUUUCCUGCCUAGUGGAGAAGAAUGCACCAGCUUGCUUCUGGCACCGAAGGGGAGUCUAAUGGAACUAGAAGAUGAAGAUAUGUCCUCAGAGAUGUUAAAACACCAACAUGGAGCAGUUGAUUUUUGGCAGAAACAUCGGAUAUUUCUCUCGGGAUUGAGCAUUGUUCAAUCUUGCUCUUUCAACAAUAUGAGAACAGGAGCUUUCAUUCAAGAUGCAAAUGUCCUAGCUCCUUACGCCGAUAUGUUGAAUCACUCACCUGAUGCUAACUGUUUCCUGCAUUGGCGUUUCAAAGAUCGAAUGCUUGAAUUUACGAUCAAGGCGGGGCAUGCUAUCAGAAAAGGAGAUGAGGUACUGUUUAAAGAGUAG